AUGCAAAAGAAUCUGCUAUUGUUUUCGAUUUUAAUAGCUUUAUCAAAACCAGACGAUCGCACUGUCAAUGUUGCCAUUGAGACAUCGUUUCAGUUUGAGCCGGAGGACAUUAAUAAUGAAAAAGGUAUUGUGACCAACUUAAAGUCGUUCAUAGAUAAAAUCUACCGCUCACUCGAACCGGCGGCGUCGCUAACCUUCCGCCAAACUCCUGACAAAAUAACAUUAUCAAAUUUCUUAACGGAUUUCGGAAACAGCGUUCUUAAUUUAACAGACGAAAAUGUUCAAAAUGUUGUCAAAAUAUUAAACAAACAAUUACAAGAGUACAAAGCCUCUGGAUCGUUCCGCAGUAUUUUCUCUGAUUCUGAUUUAAAAAAAGACCUAACGAAAACAGUUCACAAUUGGUCGAAUACAGACGCUAAGAAACUUAAAAAGAAAUUGCAGAAAUUAAUGAGAGAUGGCAACCCUGAGUUACAGAAGGUCACAAGCCAGCUUAAUACGUUGUAUAAUAAGCAAGAUUUGAAUACUUUCUAUAAUUUUAAGAAAAAGCUAAAUAAGUAUUUACGCAAAAAUAAAAAUGUAGAUAACUUAAUAAAAGAUUGGUUGGAUUUUAGCAUUUUUGAACGGUACAAUAAAUUGAACGCCAGCUCCAAGGUGACAGUAAUGGACAGUGUGAGAUCGUUGUCAGAUUAUUUUACUGGCGACAACAGAUUAAAAACGCAAGAUGACAGCAACGGUUCUCUAUGGUCUGAGCAUGAAGAAGACGUGUCAGGGAGUGCCGGAGACGGCGUACAUAAGCGUCGUGAACACUCGCAUAUCUUGAUUUCAAAAAGAAACUCUGACAUAAAUAAUGAAAAGGACGAUGACAAUAAAACAACAAAUACUUUACAUUUAAUUGAGAAAUUAUUAAAUAACGAUGUGUUCGGCAACUUGAAGUUAUAUUUAACUAAUGAAAAUAAAACUAAAUAG
Arctia plantaginis is the source of this 966-nucleotide messenger RNA. Lineage: Eukaryota; Metazoa; Arthropoda; Insecta; Lepidoptera; Erebidae. The record is from the annotation of a GenBank genome assembly.